Molecule: messenger RNA, 968 nt
Organism: Diachasmimorpha longicaudata
Lineage: Eukaryota; Metazoa; Arthropoda; Insecta; Hymenoptera; Braconidae
Gene: Srp19
Product: signal recognition particle 19 kDa protein
Exons: 2
Coding region: 205-645 (146 amino acids)
Biological process (GO): SRP-dependent cotranslational protein targeting to membrane; SRP-dependent cotranslational protein targeting to membrane, signal sequence recognition
Cellular component (GO): signal recognition particle, endoplasmic reticulum targeting
Molecular function (GO): 7S RNA binding
Source: RefSeq, a predicted model, not a curated record
CGGACGAGCCCGUUGUGAUUUAUUUUUUGCUUGAAAUUCUCAAUGUAAUUUUAUAACAUUCCAUAAAAUUCAGAAUUAUAAAAAUUUUUCCAUUCCAUUCUAACAUUUAUGCGCUUCUCACCAGUUCUUAACCCAUUCCGUUUUCGAACUGUUCAAAGCAACGCCUGACACGUCUCUGUUUUUAUCGACACUAAGUGAGGAAAUAUGGCGCUCGCCUGGAACGACUCCAAAAAGCAUAGUGAUAGAGAAAGGUGGGUCUGCAUUUACCCAAUCUACCUCAACAGCAAAAGAACCCGGGGGGAAGGCAGAAAACUCACGAAAUCAAAAUGUGUUGAAAAUCCAACCCACCAAGAGAUUCGUGACGUUCUCACAGCAGCAGGUCUCAACGUUGGCGUUGAAAACAAACUUCAUCCAAGAGAACGCAGUAAGGAGCUAUUGUUCAGAGGACGUAUACGUGUUCAGCUGAAGGACGACGAUGGUAAGCCAAUGAAGCCGGAGUUCCCGACGAGGGACUCUCUUCUCCUCUAUUUGGGUACUACAAUACCCAAUUUGAAGACGAGACAGGGAAAACCAAACUCUGCUGAACAAACCACUCAGCAAUCGUCGACCUCCUCAAAGAAGGGUAAAGGGAAGGGCAGGAGGUGAAAUGAAUAUCUAAAAAAUAUUAUGUUAAGACGGCUCAACAGUUAUGGUUUACCGUUUCAACGGUGGUGAAUAGCAUAAGGGAAAUUUAAGCGAAUUUCUUGGAUUUUCGUAUUAAAAUAUGGACAAACAUCUCUAAUGAUUUCUCUCCUUUAAUUACACUUCAAUUAUAUCCAUCGAACUUGGGGGGGGGGAUGAGAAAUAGUUGAAACGUUUCGCUGUCACAAUUUAUUCGAUUCAAUCAUACUAAACGGAUCGCACUGAUAUAAACAAUAUAAAAAAAUUAUCAUAUAAAAAAUACAAAAAUAGUAUUACUAUCGUUAAAA